This is a messenger RNA of Eruca vesicaria subsp. sativa (arugula), 477 nucleotides long. The record is from the annotation of a GenBank genome assembly. Lineage: Eukaryota; Viridiplantae; Streptophyta; Magnoliopsida; Brassicales; Brassicaceae.
AUGUGGGGCAGGCAAGCUCUUGUUCCAAUUAAAACUCAGAUCGCCUUUCCGGUGAACGGUGGUGCUCAGCGCAACCGGAAAAGGAAGUGUCUUCUUCUCAGCCUCCUCAUUCAAGUAGGCGAGACUACUGAUACCUCAAAACCUGGCUCUCUUCCCCAGUUCCAAUGCAAAGUAGACUCAGUGAUGUACCAUGUUAUAGGAGGGCUAGGAUCAUCAGUUCCCUUGACGAGGCUGCAAAAUUACCGCUUGGAGAUGCCCACCCCAAUAGUGAGAACUACAAAAAAAUUGAGGCGGCUUUAUGAUAUUCCGAAUGUCUUGUCAUCAGUGAAUCUCAUUGAGAAGGAUACAAUGGGUAAGCCUACUUUCACACCGAGCAGCGACUUAGAUGCAAGCCGAAAAGAGUUUUUGGAACUGAUCUCGCAAGCUUCAGUGUCAAGAGAAGCAGAACCCAUGAAAAUGCUACCGAGAGGAGGAUGA